Molecule: messenger RNA, 2868 nt
Organism: Rubroshorea leprosula
Lineage: Eukaryota; Viridiplantae; Streptophyta; Magnoliopsida; Malvales; Dipterocarpaceae
Source: the annotation of a GenBank genome assembly
UUUCUCCUUCAAUCCUUUCUUUUCAGUAGACUAAAAACCCAACUUUACUCUGAUCUUAUACCUUGCUUCAGUCAUGGCUACUACUGAGACUCAGCCUGAAACUCUUCCAUCUGAUCAUCAACUUACUGUUGAUCAUGAGCUUAUUGAGAAGAAGGUUAAUGAAGAAACAGAAACAAGCAAGAAGGAAGAGAUUCCUCCUGCCGCGGAUGAUGUGGGGAAAGACGAAACAGUAAGUUCCAAAGUAGAUGGUUCUUUAGUUUCAGAAAUUCCAGUCAGUGAAGUAGAAAAAAUAGCAGAUGAAGUUGGGGAAGUUGAUCCUUCUGGGCCAGUUGUUCAGGUUGAAGCAGCUUCAGAAUCCACAGAAGGAACAGUAGAGGGGAAAACAGUAGCUGAAGAAGUUGAGAAAGUAGGGGAAGGGGGAACAAAGGCAACUGAAGCAGUUGAAGAUGGGACUAAGGAGGAACCACCAUCAACUCAAGCUGUUGAAACUGUAGAAGAGGAGAAGAAACCAGCUGCAGAAGCAGUUGAAAGUUUAAUAGAGAGGGCAGUAUCAACUGAACCAACUGAUGUAAGUGCACCAGAGGAGAAACCAGCUAUCAUUGAAAAGGUUGAAGCUUUAUUAGAGGAGAAACCUGAAGCAAUUGAAGCAGUUGAAAAUGUAAUAGAGGAAAAACCAGCAGCAACUGAAGCUGUUGAAAUUGUACCGGAGGAGAAACCAGCAGCCUCUGAAGCAGUUGAAAUUGUACAAGAGGAUAAACCUGUGGUAACUGAAGCAGUAGUUGAAAAUGUUCCAAAGGAAGAACCAUCAAUUGAAACAAUUGAAAGUGUAGCAGAGAAGCCGGCCGUAGCUGAGACAGUUGAAACUGUAUUAGAGGAGAAACCAAGAGAAAUUGAACUAGUUGGGGAUUUGCUGAAGGAAAAAUCAUUGUCAACUGAAACAGUUGAAGAUGUAGCAGAGAAGAAACCAGAAGCAGUUGAAGCUGUUGAACAUGUAGUAGAUGAGAAACCAAAAGUUGAAUCAGUUGAAAGUAAAAUAGAGGAGGAACCAGCAAAGGAAUCAACCAUAAGUGAACCUGAAGAAAAACCAGCAGCUGAAUCAGCUGAGAAGGUAACAGAGGAGAAACCUGAGGUUGAAGUUGUUGCAAGUAAGGUAGAGGAGGAACCAGCAAAAGAGUCCAUCACAAGUGAACCAGAGGACAAACCUGCAGUUGAAUUAGUUGAAAAGGUACCAGAGGAGAAACCUGAAGUUGAAGCUGUUGCCAGUAGCGUAGAAGAUGAACCAGCAAAAGAGUCCAUCACAAGUGAACCGGAAGAAAAACCAGCAAUUGAAUCAGUUGAAAAGUUACUAGAGGAGAAACCUGAAGUCGAAGCUAUUGCAAGUAAGGCAGAGGAAGAACCAGCAAAAGAGUCCGUUACAGGUGAACCAGAAGAAAAACCAGCAGUUGAAUCAGCUGAAAAUGUACCAGAAGAGAAGCAGGAAGUUAAAGUGGUUGAAAGGAAAAUAGAGGAGGGACCAGCAAAAGAAUCCAUCAUUAGUGAAGCAGAAGAAAAACCAGCAGUUGAAAAGGCAUUAGAAGAGAAACUUGAAGUUGAAGCAGUGGAAAGUAAAUUGGAGGAGGCGCCAACAAAGGAAUCCAUUUUAGCUGAGCCAGAAGCAAAACCAGCAGUUGAAUCCAUUGAAAACGUGCCAGAGGAAAAAGUGGAAGUCGAAGCAGUUGAAAGUAAAAUAGAAGGGGAACCAGCAAAGGAACCCACUGUAACUGAGCCAGAACUGAAGGCAGUAGUUGGAUCAGUUGAAGAAGUUUCUCAAGGAGAGUCAAAGCUAGUAGAAAAUGUAGGAGUGCUUAAGGCAGCAGAACCUAAACCAGAGGAACAGCCACAACUCAAGGAGCAGGUUGAAGCAACAAAAGAGGAAGAGACAGUGAAUGCAGGUCAAGAACAUCCUGCAGGAGAAAACAUUGUGCCUACUGGUGAUGACGCUCAAGUAGAUGUUAAAGUUGAAGAAGCAAAGAAUGGAAAAAUUGAAGAAGACAGUGAAGUAAAGAAUGAGAAAAGUGAAGAAACAAUUACACCACAGGAUGUGAGUCUCUCCAAUGAUGUUGCAGAAGUUGCCAAAGAAUCUGUUGAAGGAGAAAAUGGCUCUAGAGACCUGGAAGUGGUCAAAGAGGAGGAGACAGUCCCCGCGUCUGUUGAGGUUAGUGAUGGCAAAAACGUAGAGGAAAAGGUAAAUGAACCAGUUGGAGAAACCAAGGAUUCUGAGUUGAAUGUCAAGGAAGAGGAGUCAGCCAAAGUUGAUACAGAUAAGUUGGAGACUACAAAAGAAGUUGCCAUUGAGGAGCCCUCCGAAAAUACUGAUGAUGCAAUAACAAAUAAAGAGCUUCCUGCUCAGCUGUUUUCAGUAAAGCCCUCAACAAAAUCAUCAGGUAACAUAAUGUCAAAGGUAAAACAGUCCAUUGUGAAGGUGAAGAAAGCUAUUAUUGGAAAAUCACCGAACUCAGGAAAAGGCGACCAAAAAGUCAAAUAAAUACUGGUAUACAAAAUUUCACAGAAUUAUUGAUCUUCUGGUUUGGUAUCAGAUAUUGUGUAGUUCUACUGGUUUCAACAUGGAGUUACCUCUAGGAGGAUAAGUGGGUGUACAUAGAAGGUAAUUACCAUGGAGUUUGUUCUGUUAUAGUAAGAUGGAAGAAGUUUUUGCUCUUGGCUUCACAUUAGGUGCAGCUGCAAGUAUCACUUGUUUUCAGUUUGCUUCAAGUAUAUGUUGAUGAGUGAUGUGUGGCAUGUUCAAUUGAUUCAUAAGGGUGUGUUUGAUUUUUUGAUUUGAUUCAGUGACAUAUGUAAUUGCAUUUGUAAUUAAUAUUGUUUUAUCUA